AUUACGACGCAAAGCUGAACAAGAUUUACUAGAAUGCCGUAAUGAAAGAGGCUUAUUGGAAUUUAAUCGGGAUCGCAUUGUGAAUGAACUCGAAAUAGCUGAGGAUGAUAUCAACGAUCAGAACCGAAUAAUAAAUAUUUUAAAUCAAGAAAAUUUAUUGCUUCGGGAUAAUAUACAUAUAAAUAACCAACAUAUCGGAAUGGUAGGAUACGGACCCCCAAUUUAUAGAGGUAAUCCUGGAGAAGAUCCAGAAGAUUUUCUUAGAGAUUUUCAGAGAUACGUAGUAGCUUCUCGAAUAAAUAUUACACCAGGCGCGGGCGGUGUUGCUGGAAGAGCGGAAGCAGAUGGUUUAUUUGAAUCAUGUCUUGAAGGCCCGGCAUUGAAUUGGUAUGAAACUAAUAUCAAAGGUAAAAAUUGGAAAUGUAAUAAUCUUUCCGAUAAUUUAGGAGUAGCUACUCUAACUGCUGUUCGAACUUUGGGUGCUGGAAAUGGUGGUAAUCAGAUAGGCGGUUUAAAUACUGCCAAUCAAUUUCGUGGUAAGGCAGCCGAAGAAAUAGGUAGAAUUGGCGCAGGAAUUGCAGCCGGAAUUAAUAUUAUUCCAAAUGGUACAUGGGAUGAAGAUUGGUCAAUAGCAGGUGGAGAACCAACAAAUAAUGCGCCAGUAGCGCCAAAUGCAGGUGGAGGAUUUCCUAACAAUGUUACGAUUGCUCCCGGCAUUAAACUUGGUCAAAAAAUAUAUAGACUUAGGAAUUUUUAUACUACAGUAGAGGCGCAAAAACAAAUGGCCGUUUUUGGUCAGAUUAUGCAAGGAUCGUUACAAGUGGAAGAAUUUAGUAAUAAAAUAAAAAAGAUUGGCAAGCUCGCCGGAAUGUCUCCUCAGCAACAGAGAGAACAAUUUAUUCGUGGAUUAUCCCCUAUGAAUCAAUAUAAUAUUCGUAUGAUGGCUAAAUUUAAUGAUACAAUGGAAAAUAUUACAUCAGCAUUGGCAGAGGCGGAAAAAUAUACAUUGGCUCAAGAGCAUACUCAAUCUUCUUUUCCGGUAUUCCCGAUGUCCGAGUCUCGUGGAAAAGAUAAUUACUCAAGCAAUACAGGUAUGAGUAAGUCUGAAAUCGAAAACCUAAUAAAAUCUAUGAUUCCUUCUUCAGAACCCCAGGAAACACAAAUACGGCCCAAAGAAUCAGUUAUACAAUCGGCCUCUUCUCAAUUCCGACCACAACCUCCUGGAACGUAUAAAAAUAUACAAGAUAGAAAUAUGGAAAGUUUUUUACAAUGGAUAUAUGGAGAAAUUCCAGAAUUCAUUCCUGUUCCAGCUCCUCCUUUACCUCCAAAACCGCAAAUAAAAAAUAAUGGAAAUAGUUCGAAGAAUGCUGAAACUGACUCUGAUGAUGAAUUGGCCAAUCGUAUGAAUAAGUUAUCGAUAAAUAAGGCUAUAUCAAAAGGAGUUGCACAGGGAGUGAAAACAGGUAUUCGUGCUUCCAACAAAUUAUCUCAUAGAUGUUCCAAUUGUAAUAGAACCGGUCAUAAUUCCCGCAACUGUCCUCGGAAGAAGAAAAACAAAUUUAAGAGAAAAGCUAAGUUCUGA
Molecule: messenger RNA, 1582 nt
Organism: Entrophospora candida
Lineage: Eukaryota; Fungi; Glomeromycota; Glomeromycetes; Entrophosporales; Entrophosporaceae
Source: the annotation of a GenBank genome assembly